Messenger RNA from Nannochloropsis gaditana CCMP526, 1350 nucleotides. It is a transcript of the gene MARS, whose product is annotated as methionyl-tRNA synthetase. Gene Ontology annotation, molecular function: ATP binding; methionine-tRNA ligase activity. Gene Ontology annotation, biological process: methionyl-tRNA aminoacylation. The annotation marks the transcript as partial. The record is from RefSeq and is a predicted model, not a curated record. The transcript has 3 exons.
AGGUCUAUGGAUAGGCCACCAAGCGUAUUAGAUCCGGAUGGCCUCGCAUUCCUGGACGCAGACGAAGCCUCUUCCACCCUCCACUUGCACCUUGCCAGCCUAGGUCUGACCCCUCCCUCUGCGAGUACCACCUCCAAAGCCACGGGCGGUCUUCCCAACGUUUCCAGCAAGGGCCGUGGGAGAGGGAAAACAGGCGAGAAGCCUGUGGUCACUGCCAUCGUGGAGGACCCAAAAGCGCCUUUGGUCGGGGACCCUGGAGUGACUUUGCCCGGCGGUCCUGCGGCUACUGAACGAUUUUACAUCACCACUGCCAUCAACUACACGAAUGGGAACCCCCACAUUGGGCACGCGUACGAGGCCGUGACGUCCGAUGUCAUCGCGCGUUAUUAUCGCAUGGUUGGGCAGCAAGUCUUCUUCUUGACCGGCACGGAUGAGCAUGGACAGAAGGUGGCGACCACGGCCGAGGGAAUGGGGAUGAAGCCGAUCGAACUGUGCGACAUGUAUGCGGGAAAGUUUCAGGCCUUGAACCAUUCCCUACGCAUCUCGAACGAUUUCUUCGUGCGGACAACAAUGCCGGAGCAUUACGCCUCGGCGCAGGAGCUCUGGAAUCGUUGCGCAGCGGCAGGUGACAUCUACCUAAGCAAGUAUGAGGGCUGGUACAACGUGCGGGAGGAAACGUUCGUCACGGAGAAUGAAGCCAAGCUCGCCGACUACAAGGACCCGGCCAGUGGUCUUCCCCUUAAAAAAAUGGAAGAAACCAGUUACUUUUUCCGCAUGUCCAAAUACCGAGACGCCCUGAUCCAGCACAUCCAAGCCUCUCCUUCCUUCAUCCUCCCCGACACCCGGCGAAACUCCAUCCUCUCCCGGCUGGAGGAGGAAUUGACAGACCUGUCCAUAUCGCGCACCACCUUUGACUGGGGUAUUCCCGUGCCCGAGAAUUUUGCUCCCGCCCACGUCCUGUACGUCUGGUUCGACGCCCUCUCUAACUACUUGACCGGCAUCCGAUGGCUGGAUCCAGCGGCGCCGACUUUCUGGCCCGCGGACGUGCACGUCAUCGGGAAGGACAUCAUAUGGUUCCAUUGCGUGAUCUGGCCGACGAUUUUGAUGUCGGCGAACCUCCCUUUGCCCACGUCCGUCUUCGCCCACGGCUUCAUCCAUGACCGGGACGGGCGGAAGAUGAGCAAGUCUCUGGGAAACGUUGUGGACCCGCACGAGAUGAUUGCCCGGGUGCCCGUUGAUACCUUCCGGUACUACUUGAGCAAAGACCCCUUCGGGGGCGACGUGAAUUUCUCCCCCGAAGCCAUGCUCCAGGCGCACAACAGCGAACUGGCCGACGUGCUGGGAAAUUUG